AUGACUUCCUCAAAAAAUAACCACUUCAUAUUAGUGCUAUCCACACUUUUAUUUAUCCUCCAAACACAAUCAUCUUUAGGAAACCAUUCCUCCACCGAUGGAUUUUUUCCGUGGGCACCUAAACAUGUCGUAAUUAUAAACAAAUUGACCACACAUGCAAGGUUGAUUGUGCAUUGCACGAACGAAAAUAAAGAUCUGGGGAUAAAAGAGCUUGCAUAUGGAGCUAGCUUUGACUUCAGGUUUCAUGUCAAUUUCCGCAAAACGACGACGUACAUAUGCAGUUUCGAGUGGCCCAAAAACAAGGUAAGAUUUGAUAUUUUCAGCACAUAUAGAGACGACAACGUAUUCAGUAAAGUUGGAGUUUGCAGAGAAUGUAUUUGGUACAUUUAUGAACCAGCCCCUUGUCGUGCUAAACGAGAUGGAGGUGCUUCUAUAUGCUUUGGUUGGGAUUCUUAA
This is a messenger RNA of Brassica oleracea var. oleracea, 456 nucleotides long. RefSeq lists its product as uncharacterized. The transcript has a single exon. The coding region runs from base 1 to 456 and encodes 151 amino acids. Lineage: Eukaryota; Viridiplantae; Streptophyta; Magnoliopsida; Brassicales; Brassicaceae. The record is from RefSeq and is a predicted model, not a curated record.